Molecule: messenger RNA, 1083 nt
Organism: Spodoptera littoralis (African cotton leafworm)
Lineage: Eukaryota; Metazoa; Arthropoda; Insecta; Lepidoptera; Noctuidae
Source: the annotation of a GenBank genome assembly
AUGCCUCGUUACCAUAAGGUAGAAAUAAAUAAAACAGAAUGGAUUGUCCCAGAAAGAUAUCAAAUGCUUACACCUGUAGGCUCAGGUGCUUACGGACAAGUUUGUUCCGCGAUCGAUACUCUGCAUAAUAUGAAAGUUGCAAUUAAGAAAUUGGCGAGACCGUUUCAGUCUGCCGUGCAUGCCAAACGCACUUAUCGCGAACUGAGGAUGUUGAAGCAUAUGAACCAUGAGAAUGUUAUCGGUCUGCUGGAUGUAUUCAGCCCCGAAAAGACCUUGGAAGAGUUUCAGCAAGUGUACUUAGUGACACAUUUGAUGGGGGCUGAUUUAAAUAAUAUUGUUCGUACUCAAAAACUGUCUGAUGACCAUGUCCAAUUUCUGGUCUAUCAAAUUCUCCGUGGUCUUAAAUAUAUUCACUCAGCAGGAAUCAUUCACAGGGAUCUAAAACCUUCUAACAUUGCUGUCAAUGAGGACUGUGAAUUGAAAAUCUUAGAUUUUGGUCUAGCCAGACCAACUGAAACAGAGAUGACUGGCUAUGUAGCAACAAGGUGGUACCGAGCUCCUGAGAUUAUGCUGAACUGGAUGCAUUACAACCAGACUGUUGAUAUUUGGUCUGUAGGCUGCAUUAUGGCUGAAUUAUUGACUGGCAGAACUUUGUUCCCAGGUUCAGACCAUAUCCAUCAAUUGAAUUUGAUCAUGGAGGUACUUGGAACACCCGCUCAGGAGUUUAUGUCAAAGAUAUCUUCAGAGUCAGCUAGGAACUACAUUCAGUCGUUGCCUGCACUCAAGAGACGUGACUUCCGCGAGGUGUUCCGCGGUGCGAACCCUCUCGCCGUCAACUUGCUGGAACUCAUGCUGGAGUUAGACGCCGACAAGCGUAUAACAGCAGAACAGGCGCUCGCACACGAGUACUUAGCGCAGUAUGCUGACCCAGACGACGAGCCCGUGUCGGCGCCCUACGAUCAGAGCUUUGAGGAUAUGGAGCUCCCCGUUGACAAAUGGAAAGAGCUGGUGUGGAAAGAAGUGGUGGAAUUCAAGCCUCACCCUCAACACAUGAAUACAGUGGUAGAAGUGACUCCAUCGUAA